UUUUUAAUGAUAAAUUAGUUGUUUAUUAUAUGAAAUCGGCAUUAUUAUGUAUGCACUUAUAAUUAUUUUCAAAUAAAUCAAAUCAAAGUAUUCCUUUUGUUUUAGAUUAGCCGAGCAAGCACAAAGAAUGUUGGAAAGAGGUUCCAUAUUCGAAAAUAUGAAUUUGGGAGAAAAAAGAGCUACUUCUCUCAUCCGUCGAUAUGGAGAAUUGUAUUCCCAGUCAAGAAUCGACACGUUAGAUAGACUUGAAUGUCUUACAGAAUUUCAAGAAGCAGAGGAAUUGAAAUCUAAAUUAAUGUUCUCUAUUAUUGUAUUAGCUUUUCAUUCCGUUCAAAAUAAACUAGGAGAAAUUUUUAUAAGGCUGCGAGAAAUCUUUCAAAUUGAUGAUUCGACUUCAGUUUAUGUUAAAGAUUUAGAAAAUUCUGUUCAUUCUUAUCUAAGAAGCAGAAUAGAUAAAUUCGAUUUAACUGACUGCAUCCAGGUGAGAAAAGUUUUCAUUUGUUAA
This is a messenger RNA of Centruroides sculpturatus (bark scorpion), 505 nucleotides long. RefSeq lists its product as uncharacterized. Gene Ontology annotation, biological process: mitochondrial protein catabolic process; mitophagy by internal vacuole formation. Bases 128 to 505 code for a protein of 125 amino acids. The record is from RefSeq and is a predicted model, not a curated record. NCBI's taxonomy places the organism in Eukaryota, Metazoa, Arthropoda, Arachnida, Scorpiones, Buthidae. Gene Ontology annotation, cellular component: mitochondrial outer membrane. The transcript is spliced from 2 exons.